GUAUGCAAUUUAUUUUGCGGUCCCUGGUGAUGUAUUUUUGAUUGCUAGAUAUUUGUUUCCUUGUCCGACCCGACCAAUAGCGCACGUUUUCCAUGCUCAUGACCACCCGGGAUUCCUCCUCCGGAGCAGAAUCGAGCAUGGACUUCAACCACCACGAAACCCCAACUAAACGCAGCGUUUCGGGCUCACCCUCGGUCGACGAAGAAGAGGAAGCCGAGGAUGCGGAGGUGUGGGACCAGUUUAACCGCAGGUUCCGCGAGGUACAGGCCGUGCUGGAUCGGAACCGAGCCCUGAUCCAGCAGGUGAACGACAACCACCGCUCUCGAGUCGCCGACAACAUGGUCAAGAACGUGGGUCUUAUCCAAGAGAUCAACGGCAACAUCUCCAAGGUCGUUUCGCUUUACUCCGACCUCUCCUCCAAUUUCUCCACCUUCUUUCACCACCGCAACGACAACGCCAACGCCAAGCCCAAAAACUAGUGUCGUUUUUCAGUAGAAUGUACUCCAACCCCAUCAUCAUUUUGGAAUUUGAGUUGAAUUCAAUAGUCGCAAGCAGCUAGGGUUUUGCAGUGUUGUAAUAAUAGUGUUUGAGUCGUUUGGUGUGGGUUAGGCUGGUUAGGACGUGCACCUAAGUCUCGUAAAUUUGAUUAUUUAGUUCAGACUGUCACUUGUAUUAAAACAAAAGUGUGUGUUUGUGUCUGUUACUUACCAAUAAUAAAUCAAUGAACCAAUAAUAUGCUGUAUUGAUUGGUUUGUUGUAUGAUGCAA
Prunus persica (peach) is the source of this 767-nucleotide messenger RNA. RefSeq names its product protein EARLY FLOWERING 4. Bases 93 to 479 code for a protein of 128 amino acids. The transcript has a single exon. NCBI's taxonomy places the organism in Eukaryota, Viridiplantae, Streptophyta, Magnoliopsida, Rosales, Rosaceae. Gene Ontology annotation, biological process: entrainment of circadian clock; positive regulation of circadian rhythm. The record is from RefSeq and is a predicted model, not a curated record. Gene Ontology annotation, cellular component: nucleus.